This is a messenger RNA of Myxocyprinus asiaticus (Chinese sucker), 2386 nucleotides long. It is a transcript of the gene chrnb1, whose product is annotated as cholinergic receptor, nicotinic, beta 1 (muscle). The record is from RefSeq and is a predicted model, not a curated record. Gene Ontology annotation, molecular function: transmembrane signaling receptor activity; acetylcholine-gated monoatomic cation-selective channel activity. Gene Ontology annotation, cellular component: neuron projection; postsynaptic membrane; synapse. NCBI's taxonomy places the organism in Eukaryota, Metazoa, Chordata, Actinopteri, Cypriniformes, Catostomidae. The transcript has 11 exons. Gene Ontology annotation, biological process: monoatomic ion transmembrane transport; signal transduction; chemical synaptic transmission. Bases 113 to 1597 code for a protein of 494 amino acids.
CAGCAGCCUGACUACACGCCAACUGUUAGUGCUGGGGGGGAAAAGAACACAAAUGGACUCACAUGUUAACUUUCUAUGAAGAUAUCACCAUAGUUUCAUUUUGUAAAUCGCUAUGAAGGCCCAGGAAUGGCUUCUAAUUACCUGUUGCCUCUAUGGCUUGUGCGCAGUGGGAGGUGCAUCAGAAAAGGAAGAUCAGCUGACGAAGAAACUCUUCUCUUCAUACAACCUCAAAGUGCGGCCUGCAAAGACACCAGAGGAAAGAGUCAUUGUUAGGAUAGGCAUGACUCUUUCAUCAUUCCUCAGCCUGAACAUGAAAGAUGAGGAGAUGAACACUAUUGUUAUCAUGAACUUGGAGUGGAAUGAUUAUCGUCUUUCUUGGAACCCAAAAGAUUAUGGAGGAAUUGAUUUGUUGCGCAUCCCAUCCGGAAAAAUGUGGCUCCCUGACAUUGUUCUCAUCAACAAUAAUGACGGCAAGUUUGGUGUAGCUCUACAGGUCCACCUGCAGGUCUACAGUAACGGCCGUGUGACGUGGACUCCACCAGCAUUAUACAAGAGUUCUUGCGGGGUAAAGGUGACAUACUUUCCUUUUGACUGGCAGAACUGCACCAUGGUAUUCCACUCGUACACAUACGACUCUUCAGAAAUAGAUCUGCAGCACGGCCUUGAUAACAAGGGAAAUGAAAUCAGAGAGAUAGUAUACGACACAGGCUUCAGCGAAAGUGGAGAAUGGCACAUUCGUCACAAGGUUUCUAGAAAGAAUGUGCGAGAGGACCUAUAUGAGGACAUCACCUUCUACCUGAUCAUCGAGAGGAAGCCCAUGUAUUAUGUGUUUAACAUCGUCCUGCCCUGUAUCCUCAUCACCAUCAUUGCCAUCUUUAACUUCUAUCUGCCACCUGAUGCAGGGGAGAAGAUGGGUCUUUCUAUCAAUGUGCUGCUCACUCUGACUGUCUUUCUGCUUCUGUUGGCCAACAAAGUCCCAGAAACAUCUCUGGGUGUGCCCAUCAUCGUCAACUACCUGAUGUUCACCAUGAUCCUGGUCACCUUUUCCGUCAUUCUCAGUGUCGUGGUGCUCAAUCUUCACCACCGCUCCCCCAACACACACCAAAUGCCCCUCUGGGUGCGCAAGAUCUUUAUCCAUAUGUUGCCUCCGUACCUGGGGCUACUUAGACCUAAAGUGGAGACUCUUCUGUUUCUUGAGAAACCUCCCAAAAAGGAGAACAUCCAAGCCAUCAGCAGAGUGGCAGAUGAGUACUUCAUCCGCAAGCCCAAUAACACCAGCUUCCUCUUCCCUAAACCAAACAGGUACCAGCCUGAUGGUCAAUGCACUGACCUGAGGAAGUUCAUUGAAGGCCCAAGUCACUACCUCACCCUUCCUCCAGAACUCAAGGCAGCAGUGGAGGCCAUCACCUACAUUGCAGGGCAGCUGCAGGCUGAAAAAGAUUACGAGGCUUUAAAGGAGGACUGGCAGUAUGUUGCCAUGGUGGUUGACCGACUCUUCCUCUGGAUUUUUGUGGUUUUUACCACCGUUGGGACACUGGCCAUUUUUGCUGAUGCCAGCUUCAAUGCGACGCCUACUGACCCCUUUAUGAGCCCCUAAACCCGAUGGUCAUUUCUUAAACCUUGGACUUUUCACUUCAGAAGUAUUGGCUCAAAUGUGUAAUACACAGUCUGCAUGUUUAUGGUCUUUUACUGUUUGAGUACAGGUGAAGUAAUUUGUUCAUUAAAAGACAUUUCAGUUGUUAAAGUAAUGAAUCAAUGCAUCAAAACAGCUUUCCUGACUGGGUUCAGUGUGAUCUUAUAUAAUUAGGGGUAGGUUAAAAUAAUCUAUAUAUUAAUCUCAGUUUUUUAAUUUGUUGAAAUUUGCCUCUAUAUAUAUUUUUCAUUUCAAAAUGUAGUGUAUUUAGUUCCUCUUUUAAGGACAGAAAACAUAAUAAUAGGUAAUUAAUAGUGUGUUUCACCAUGCAAGUUAUUGUUGAGGUUUGGUGAUAAUUCUUAAGUUCCCCCAUACAAAAUUGCAAAUGACUUUACAGAGAAAGUUUCUGACAUUGUGUGUUUGUGUGUGUAUGAACACGGACAGAUUUAUGUGUGAUGACAUUCACUAACAUUACAGUAUUAUAUCACAAACAGUUUUUUUUUUUUUUUUUUUUUUUCAGUUUUAAAUCGUUUUUUUAUUCACAUUAUUAUUAUGUAAAUCUAAUUCUCAAUUCUGUACUCCUGUGCAGACCUACAUUUAUUUAUGCAUAAUUUGUAAGAAGUUGUUUUGAUACUCAGUGUGAUGCGUGCUCUUAAUCGUGUGAAGGCUGUUCUAGUCAUGUUGAUUUUUUAAAAUGAAAAAGUUAUUUGUGAUGAAUAAAAAAAUAGUGUCUCCUUGAAAUCUGCCUCCUGA